AUGUCCAUGGCUUUCAAAGAAACCAAGUACUUGCGGCUAGUAGAUGGGUCCAUCUGGGGACUAUGUACAAUAGAUUUGUUUGGCCUGGGCAUGGACAUACCUGAUGUGAUGCUUGUCAUACAAUGGAACUUGAGGGGGUCAGCUCUAAUCUUUGCAGAGAGGGAGUUCUUCAAUAAUGAAAGAAAGAAAAAAGAGGAGCAGAAGAAACUGAAAGGGAAGAAAAGAAAAAGAAGCUCACUGAAUGCCCAAGGCAAACACUUGGCUGCCAUUUUGUGCAAGACUGACAGAGCACCAAGAGCUUUAGUCAUUAAUGCAGGUGCUACAAAUCCAGAGGGGGCUGAUGACUCAACAGAUAUGGAUUUGCAGGGUGAAGAGGAAUCAACUGUGCAUAGACAAGAAAAGCAACCGCAAGCAGGCUGGGGUAAGAAAUUGAAGAAAGCCAAGGAAGAAUUGAAUAUUGGGAUUGAUUUCUUAAUAAAUGCUGAUGUACGUGGUGUAGGCUGCAGACAAACAGUGUUUGAUGUCUAUUUUGAAAAUCAAGAUGCAGAUUCUGAUCACACCAAUUGUGACCCAUCAAACCCCACAUCCGUUGCGACAUCCACAACCCAGACCAUUUCAGUCAAUACAAACAGCAAGUCAUUAAACCACCAAAAAUAUCCAAACGCUCCCAACUCAAUAACUAUUCCAUGA
This is a messenger RNA of Serpula lacrymans var. lacrymans S7.9, 690 nucleotides long. RefSeq lists its product as uncharacterized. The record is from RefSeq and is a predicted model, not a curated record. Lineage: Eukaryota; Fungi; Basidiomycota; Agaricomycetes; Boletales; Serpulaceae. The transcript has 5 exons. Bases 1 to 690 code for a protein of 229 amino acids.